This is a messenger RNA of Vicia faba (fava bean), 570 nucleotides long. The record is from the annotation of a GenBank genome assembly. Lineage: Eukaryota; Viridiplantae; Streptophyta; Magnoliopsida; Fabales; Fabaceae.
AUGAACAACAUUGUUAUGUCUGCAGUUGAACUUAUUUAUUGUUAUGUUGAAUGCUUGACUCUGCAUGGAAAAGAUUCAGGAGUUCAUAGUGUAGCACCUGCUGUUGAAUUACUCAAGAAGCUUCUUUUUUCGUCCGAUGAAGCUGUUCAGACUGCUAGCAGUUUGGCCAUAUCUUCGAGAUUGCUCCAGGUCCCUUUUCCAAAGCAGACAUUGUUAGCUCCAGAUGAUGGUGUUGAGAGUGUAGUUCCAGUUUCAGGCUCAGCUGACACAAGUACUAGAAAUAACCAAGUCAUGGUUGAAGAAGACACUAUCACUUCAUCUGUUCAAUAUUGUUGUGAUGGUUGUUCUACUGUACCUAUACUUAGGCGAAGAGGUCAUCCUAUGACAGCAAUUCCAAUUGAAGUGGACUCAGUGGGAGAUGGCAAUGAAUUUCACUUCACACCUGAUGAUGUUAGUGACUCACUGCCUGUACCGGCUGAUAGCAACAUGCAGAGUUCUUCUCCCUCAAUUCAUGUCUUGGAGCCCAAUGAUUCUGGAGAGUUUGUUGCUGCAUUGACUGAUCCAGUCUAA